Ciona intestinalis (vase tunicate) is the source of this 2336-nucleotide messenger RNA. Lineage: Eukaryota; Metazoa; Chordata; Ascidiacea; Phlebobranchia; Cionidae. The record is from RefSeq and is a predicted model, not a curated record.
CGUCAUGAAUCCGGCCACCACAGCUACAACACCAAACACAAUGUAAGGCAAAGAUGCUCCAAACUGAGUCUAUUGUGGGAAAACGUCCUUACCAGAACAAGUUUCUUGGGCUAAAAAUUAUACAAAAUGGUUUGCAGGAAAGAAAUGCUAACAAAAAUAUUUAUUGAAUUCAUUGGAAUAUAUAAAAACAUUGGAAUUAUGAUUCGCUGUGAGGAGGGAAACAGUGAACACAAACGUCAUACAGCAGGACAUAACUUCAUACAGCAGGACAUAAUAUAUCGCAGGUGAAAAAAAAUUCGUUCGCAAUAUAAUGAACUCAUGAACAGCUGAUAAUUACGAGGGGAUUUACUCACAGAAAAAUGGGGUACUGAACUUUACCGGGGGUGGCCCGGUGCAAUCACAAAAUAAUAUUCACCUGAUGGUGGUUUAUGUGUUUGGUCAAGCUCCUCAUUUCAAGAAAAAGUGAAUGGGCAACUCCGGUUACACUGUUGCGGGAAGCAUCCGCUGUGUUACUCACCAAAUGGUUGCUCAUCAACGCCUGUGCCACCCUGAGCAAAGAACAUGAACUAUAAGAUUCUCGAAGGCUUAAAUAGAGACUGCUGGUAAUAUCACAAUAUAAACAAUCUAAGCUGAAGUAUAUCGAUCCAAAAGUAUGUCAAACAACAAUGGACAAAGCUCGCCGUCAAUCACGAACGAUGAAAUAGAAUUAACUGCUGAAAAUAAGAUCAAAAUAGUCAGAGCUGGAAUAAUGGAGGAAAUCCUGAAAAGAGAGACAAAUUACGUCAAGAUUUUGAAAUUCGCAGUCGAUAAAAUGAAAACAGACCUCGAAAAAUGUGCAGAUCACAUUGAAUAUGAAAUCGACGACGGGCAUGUCAGAGCUUUAUUUGGUAACAUGCCAGACCUGCUGAAACUUCAUGAGAUGCUUCUGGAAAAGUUAAAAAUCAAUGUCGAAAGCGCUGCUGAUUUGACGAAACCGCAAAGUGAUUUCAGCAUUGGAAAUAUUGUUGUACAGUUGAAAGACAAUUUUCAAGUUUAUGACAUUUACUGUUCAAAUUACGAACGAGCAGAAAAGGUCGCUGCGAAUGUCUUGAAGAUGGCAAGCCUAAAGAAAACAUUUGAGAACUGGCUUGCAGAGAUACCGAAGCUUGAAACUGCCAUUACCUGUAGCGUGCUGGAAUUUUCUCUGAAAGAACCUCUGCAGCAGAUCUGCCGAUUCAGCGUAUUGCUAAAGGUACUGGCUGUUUUCACUGCUCCCUCGCACAAAGACCUCUGUGACGUCAUAGCGGCUUAUCAGAUCGCGCACGCAGCGUUGACGUCGAUUGAAGCAGGACGUCGAUCAUCUGCACUUAAAGCAGCCUAUGCAUUAUGUGAUACUCUUCAGAAAACUUGGGAUGACCGUUCCCUUUGCAAUAAAAUGGGAUUCCUUACUAAAAGAGGUGGAAGCGUUAAGAGUUGGAAGAUACGGUGGUUCACUUUGAGAGGAUAUGAACUAAAAUAUUUUGACGAACCCGUGGACGAAAAAGCCUUGACUACGCUCGACCUACGUCAUUGCAAGUCAGUUCUUGAAAACGACCUUCCGGCAAAACCACACUGUUUUGGACUGGCCUUUUCGGAUCGUGUAUACUACAUGUAUGCUGUAACUGCAGAAGAAAAGUCGGAAUGGAAGAACCUUAUUUCAUGGAAGUUGUAUUUACUUGUGCAACCAGCUGAAAGGGCGCGCUUAGCUUUAUCUGCUCCUGCUACUGUGAUCAAAUCAUCAUCUGACCUUAUCAAAACAUCAACGUCAUGACAUUCCAUGCCCUCAAGUCGCAGUUUUAUGUCCAGGUUUGCAAUAUUUGUAUUGUGUAUAUAGCUUAGUAUUGUUUCCAUAACAUUUAUGUAUGUUCCAUUUUAUACGCCUUCUUUUCGUGGUAUUUUAACACUGUAGAUCUUUUAUUGUGUUGAAUCUGCUGUAGGCCUGCAAUAAUGUUUCUCCAAUCUGUACAACAGUGCUUCUCAUGUGUAUUAUCGCCCCCAAAUAUUUUAGAAGUAAGUUGAUCUUAAUAAGGCUUUUUUACAACGCACUCUUAACUCCAUAACAUAAAACUUUAAUAAGUAAGAAAUGUCACACAACGGUAGUGGCGCUCUAUGUACCAAAUAAAAUCGAGGCCUAAUUCGGCCAAUAUUGCGAAGCACUGUUUUAUGUUUUAAUUGUCGUCUUUCCGUUUCUGUUGACAUUACUUAUCGGAAUCGAAACUGAGGAAAAAGGAAAAACGAAAAGUCUUAAUGUUACUGUAACCUUAAUGACGAUUAGCAAGCGUAUUUGUGCAAAUAUAAAGGUGUCCGAGUUAAACAAA